Capsella rubella is the source of this 1407-nucleotide messenger RNA. RefSeq lists its product as uncharacterized. NCBI's taxonomy places the organism in Eukaryota, Viridiplantae, Streptophyta, Magnoliopsida, Brassicales, Brassicaceae. The transcript is spliced from 7 exons. The coding region runs from base 13 to 1266 and encodes 417 amino acids. The record is from RefSeq and is a predicted model, not a curated record.
GAUAAUCUUAUCAUGAUUUUUCGGAUAAUGGCUUGUUUAGUUGUGCUAAACUUUAUAGUCAUAUUAGUAGUAACAGUCACGGGAAAUAAGUUUUUCGAUACUCGUGAUGCUGCAGUAAAUCGACUCUUGAAAAAACUCAAUAAGCCUUAUGUUAAAUCCAUCAAGAGUCCAAAUGGAGAUAUCAUAGACUGUGUUCACAUGAAAAAUCAUCCAAUUUAUGAUAAUCCUUUAUUCAAAAACCACACUAUUCAGAUGAGACCAAAUUUUUACCCAAAAGGAUGGACCAAUAAAUAUUCAAAUAACAAAAAACAAAAUAUGGUUGCUCAACUAUGGACAAUUAAUGGAAUAUGUCCUAAAAAUAGUAUUCCGAUCAGAAGAACGAGAAAAGAAGAUAUUUUACGAGCAAAAUCAAUUGAAGAAUAUGGAAAAAAGGAUCCCAAUGAUUUCCUUCAUCAUAAACCAAUCAAUCAACCUAGAAGAGCAAACGAAACACAUGAGUAUGCUAUAAUUAGAGUGGUAGCAAAUUCUCCUCACGCUAAGUUUCAUGGAGCUCAAUCGUAUAUAAACGUGUGGAGACCUUUUGUACAAGAGGAAAAAGAAUUUAGCCUAGCACAAGUAUGGGUUGCAGCUGGAAGCUAUAGUACUCAACUUAACACCAUUGAAGCUGGUUGGCAGGUGUGCUAUGGACUUUAUGGUGAUCAUCAACCUCAUUACUUUAUCUACUGGACGGCCGAUAGUUACGUGAGAACAGGUUGCUAUAAUAAUAUAGGUUGCACUGGCUUUGUUAAUAUCAACCAGGCAUUUGCUCUAGGUUCACCUAUUCCUCAAGUUUCAGCCUUUGGUGGUCUACAAGUCGAUCUUCUCGUAAGUAUAUGGAAGGAUCCUAGCACAGGAAAUUGGUGGUUGAAAUUUGGUCCUCACUUAUAUGUUGGGUAUUGGCCUUCCACAUUGUUCAAUCAUUUACAAAAUGGUGGAACUGAAGUUCACUGGGGAGGUGAAAUCAUAAAUUUAAAGAAUUACUCACGACACACAUCGACAGUUAUGGGAAGUGGGUUAUUUGCAGAAGAAGGAUUUAAAAAGGCUAGUUAUAUUAAAAAUAUUGAAGUGCUUGACGAAAAUAAUAUUGUGAGACAACCUGUAGAUGUUUAUUCUGCUGUGACAGAUGGUAGUUGUUAUAGUCUUAGGUUUGGCACUAAUCACUCUAUGUGGAAGACUCAUUUCUUUUAUGGUGGUCCUGGUGGAAAUAAUCCUUUUUGUACGUUAUAGAGAUGUAAUAAGCAUGCAUGUUGUGUGUGAAUCUAUAUUAUGUACGUUAUCACCAUCAUAUAGCAUAUACAAUAUGUGAUAUGGUGAAAAGUAUCAUACAUUGUAAUUUCUUGCCCGUGAAUAAGUAAUUUUACAAAGUCA